AUGCACAUUACACAAAAUUUCAAGCCGUUUCCCAACCAUCGAACAAACGAACUUCCAAGUAACACUUGUCUAGCUAUGGAACUUUACUCGGAAAUUUCGCGUCUCGCUCUAACAGAGGAGGAAACAACGGAUCUAUACGUAUACUUCACCACGAACCCUGCACAAAAGGAAGAAGCAGUUGCUAUCCUGGAAGCAUGCAAGAAUGAUGCUGCCCGAGGCGAAAGAGAGAGCUGGAAGAGCCUGGCGUUGAGUCAAAAAGUUUGCAGUAAACGGGACCAUCGAGCUAGAUGCAUAUGGAAGAUAUUUGUCGUGGAUCAAACUGAAGAGAAUCAGCCACUUGUCGAUCACGUCGUCAUGAAAGAGUUUGUGAGCUUUCAUGCGCCGCGUGCAGCUGGCAAGUCUACUCAUAUGUUGCAGCUUGCAAACCAAUUGGAAAGUGGCAUUCGAAUCGAUGGGAGAUUGAAGAAAUAUGAAUGUUUUUAG
Paraglomus occultum is the source of this 483-nucleotide messenger RNA. Lineage: Eukaryota; Fungi; Glomeromycota; Glomeromycetes; Paraglomerales; Paraglomeraceae. The record is from the annotation of a GenBank genome assembly.